AAUUUUUCCAGUUGACAAAAAAAAUAUAAUGUUUAACCUUUUUGCCAAUAAGGAUUAAAAGACAGCAUCCUUACAUUCACAUCACUUUCAAUUAAUUCAAAAAAGCAGCCGGAGUUACAAACUGUACAAGACACUAUAGAGAAAUGGAAAAAGACAAGAAGCCUAAAUGCCGAUAAUGUUUGACCAGAAAAUGGUAAAGAAACGUUAUAUGUUAUGUAGCAACAUAAACGCAAAUAAAAUACGAUAAUACAAUAGAAUAAUAGAGAGACGAGAAUUUCACUGGUCAAAGUCUGACAUUCUUCGACACCCGAACCUAGAAAACAUCUAUAAAUACCUCAUUUGGUUCAUUCCCACAUUUCACCUGCAAACAUUUUGAAUACAACAACCAAUAUUGCACCAAAACCACUUCCUCAUAUACAAUUCUCCACAAUAGUAAAAAAUACACACAUAUAUUUUUUUGUUCUUAUAUACAAAUUUGGAGAGAUAUAUUGGGAUGGAGUUUCUUGAGAUGUCUCGAGUUUGGUACAUAGUCUUCAAAGUUUUCGUCGUAGUUCUUUGCCUCAUGUUCUUGAAGCUCUUUGUGCGUUGUUGGAUUUUGCCGGUUCGAGCUCAAAAGAAGCUUAGAGAAAAUGGAUUUUUCGGUCCAGCUCCUAGUUUUCCUUUAGGAAACCUUAAUGACAUGAAGAAGCUGAAGAUGGCCUCGGUUAUGGUGGAUAAUAGCAAAUCUUCCACCAUUAUCAACCAUGACAUACACUCCAUUGCACUACCACAUUUCGCUCGGUGGCAACAAGAAUACGGGAAAGUAUUUGUGUACUGGCUAGGAAUAGAGCCAUUCGUUUACGUGGCGGAUCCUGAAUUCUUGAGUGUUAUGUCGAAAGGUGUAUUGGGAAAGAGUUGGGGAAAACCAAAUGUUUUUAAGAAAGACAGAGAGCCAAUGUUUGGUACCGGUUUGGUUAUGGUCGAAGGGGAUGAUUGGACACGACAUCGCCACAUCAUCACCCCUGCAUUUGCCCCUAUUAAUCUUAAGGUUAUGACAAAUAUGAUGGUGGAAUCAGUCUCCAACAUGUUGGACCGAUGGGACAUACAAAUAAACUCGGGUAAUCCCGAAUUCGACAUGGAGAGCGAGGUUAUAGGAACAGCUGGUGAGAUAAUAGCCAAGACAAGCUUCGGAGUCACCGGAGAAAACGGCACUCAAGUCCUCAAAAACCUACGAGCCGUGCAAUUCGCUCUCUUCAACUCAAAUCGCUAUGUAGGCGUACCGUUCAGCAACAUUUUGAGUUACAAGCAAACCGUUAAAGCGAAGGAGCUAGGUCAAGAGAUAGAUAGUCUCCUUUUGUCGUUCAUAAACAAACGGAAGAUAUCUUUGGCUGAAGGAGAUGACCAAGGCCACGAUCUUCUCGGAAUGUUGCUUAAGGCCGAUCAGAAAGGGAAUUUUACGGCGAAAGAGCUUGUGGACGAAUGCAAAACAUUCUUCUUCGCUGGCCACGAGACAACGGCUUUAGCACUAACGUGGACGUUCAUGCUUCUGGCAAUCCAUCCCGAGUGGCAAGACACGCUCAGGCAAGAGAUUAGACAAGUCAUCGGAGAUUCCAAGAUUGAGUAUAACAAACUUGCCGGUCUAAAAAAGAUGAGUUGGGUAAUGAACGAGGUUCUCCGGCUAUAUCCACCAGCGCCUAACGCACAACGUCAAGCCCGAAAAGACAUUGAAGUGAACGGUCGGGUGAUUCCUAACGGAACAAACAUUUGGAUUGAUGUGGUGGCAAUGCACCACGACGCUGAGUUGUGGGGAGACGACGUUAACGAGUUUAAACCGGAAAGAUUCGACGGCAAUUUACACGGUGGUUGUAAGAAUAAAAUGGGUUAUAUGCCGUUUGGGUUCGGAGGGAGGAUGUGUAUCGGUCGGAAUUUGACCACCAUGGAGUACAAGAUUGUCUUGUCAUUGGUUUUGUCCCGGUUUGAAAUCUCGGUUUCACCCGGUUAUCGCCAUUCUCCGACGUACAUGCUUUCUCUUAGACCGGGUUACGGUUUGCCUCUAAUUAUACGACCACUUUAGAUUGCAUUAACGCACAAAUAUAAAGUCUUUAUUUUCAAGUUUAAUUAGGAUCAAUUUAUUUUUUCUUUUAUUUUGGCUGGCAGAUCAAAAUGUAACUAUUUAAGUCCUCGACUUUUAGUAUAUUUGUACACGUGUCUUGUUUUUCCGGAUAACGGACACCUCAUCUUUUAU
Arabidopsis lyrata subsp. lyrata is the source of this 2224-nucleotide messenger RNA. RefSeq names its product cytokinin hydroxylase. NCBI's taxonomy places the organism in Eukaryota, Viridiplantae, Streptophyta, Magnoliopsida, Brassicales, Brassicaceae. The transcript is spliced from 4 exons. The record is from RefSeq and is a predicted model, not a curated record. Gene Ontology annotation, molecular function: iron ion binding; oxidoreductase activity, acting on paired donors, with incorporation or reduction of molecular oxygen; monooxygenase activity. The coding region runs from base 494 to 2053 and encodes 519 amino acids.